AUGUCCCGUGAAAAUAUUUCGAUCCGAGAGGACGGUUUCGGAUUUGUCCCCGAGUACACACUGACGAAUAAGCACAAAGCAGUUGUCCGUUUGAUAUCCUGGGGUGCCAGUAUCCAAUCGAUUAAAAUCCCUAAUCGAGGUGGCAAACUGGUCGACGUUGUUCUGGGAUUCGAUGAUAUGGAGGGAUAUUUGAAGAACAGAUACAUGGGAAGCAUUAUUGGCCGUGUCGUCAAUCGCAUUUCCGGCGGUCUGAUGAGUUUCAACAACGUAAUCUACCCUUUGUCGAUUAACGAUGAGACCGGAAAGGACCAUUUCAAUGGCGGCAUAGUCGCGUUCGACAAUGUUAAUUGGCAGUCGCAGAUAGUGAACAAUCGAGUGGGAUACCCCGGUGAUUUGUUAACGCAAGUUAAGUACACCUGGACGAAUGAUAAUCAACUUCACAUUAACAUUCGCGCCACUGCCACGAAGCCGACUCCUGUCAAUGUCACUAAUUACUGUCUGUUCAAUCUUGCCGGGCAUCAUGCAGGUCCGAAAGAAUUGAACGAGCACGUUCUCACGGUCAACGCCGACAGUUGGACUUUUACGGAUGUGCAGAACAACUUGCCGACUGGUGUUAUAUCUCCGGUCGACUGUACAGUAUACGAGUUACGUUUACCGACCCAGUUGAACCGUCGCCGAUUAUACGAGGUACCGGGUGGCGGUUACAACCACAAUCUGUGCAUCAAUAGCCCCAAUUACUGGUGUUAUCGUUUUCACGCUCGAAUUUUACAUCCUACUUCCGGACGAUUUUUGGAAAUUUACUCGAACCAUCCGGGAUUGCAAGUCUACACGGGCAAUGAACUGUCGGGUCCUGAACGUGUUAAUCCCCCUGAUUUGCAAGUUGAUUCUUUCGAGUCGGUAAAUGUAAAAUUGAAGCCUUGCCUUGGACUAAUGACGGAAGUCGAGAUAAGAAAAGCCGAGCCAAUUUAUGGCAAAGGAGGCCUCCCUUAUCACCGACACGGUGGAUUUGCAUUGACACCCCAGAAUUACCCCAACGCUGUUAAUAUCGGACAUUUUCCAUCAUGCGUCUUGUAUCCUGGCAGGAUGUAUAUACAUGAUAUGACGUACAAGUUCGGAGUGCUUUCCGAAAAUUGA
Messenger RNA from Dinoponera quadriceps, 1134 nucleotides. Its product is annotated as aldose 1-epimerase-like. The coding region runs from base 1 to 1134 and encodes 377 amino acids. NCBI's taxonomy places the organism in Eukaryota, Metazoa, Arthropoda, Insecta, Hymenoptera, Formicidae. Gene Ontology annotation, molecular function: aldose 1-epimerase activity; carbohydrate binding. Gene Ontology annotation, biological process: glucose metabolic process; beta-D-galactose catabolic process via UDP-galactose, Leloir pathway. The record is from RefSeq and is a predicted model, not a curated record. The transcript is spliced from 7 exons.